Messenger RNA from Hevea brasiliensis (rubber tree), 2103 nucleotides. RefSeq lists its product as uncharacterized. The transcript has a single exon. NCBI's taxonomy places the organism in Eukaryota, Viridiplantae, Streptophyta, Magnoliopsida, Malpighiales, Euphorbiaceae. The record is from RefSeq and is a predicted model, not a curated record. The coding region runs from base 518 to 1891 and encodes 457 amino acids. Gene Ontology annotation, molecular function: S-adenosylmethionine-dependent methyltransferase activity.
UCUCUUCGCUCAAGCUCACUUCUCUACCCUAGCCCUGCUUUCACUUCUUUUUUGUCUUUUGGGAAUCUGAGCUCUCUUCUCACUUAUCUGUUUCUAUCAUUUUCUUUUAAUUUUUUAUUUCUCCAUUGAUUUGUAGAGAGAGCUGAGCUUGAAAGAAGCUAAUUAGUCUAUGUAAUAUGUAGUGUGGUAUAAUGUAGAGAUCUGGAAGAAUUCCAUGGUGCGUUUCGGUAAAGCAAAGAUGGAACAGAUCUGGUUUCAGCCAAAGCCGAGAAGGGUUCAUAGGAGGGUAUGGUUAAGGAUCCAAAAAUCAAUGGGUGUCCUCGUGGGUGGGAAUCACACUUCUUCCAGGUUUUGCACUCGCUAAUUCUCUUCUUUUCUUUAGUUUGGCUUUAACCUCUCUGUCAAAAGACAAGUUUUUUUUUUCGACAAUUUCUUCGAAACCCACUGUUUGAAAUCCUCCUGUUUGAUCAAAUCAUUGAUAUUUUGGUGUCAAUUUCGUUCCUAAGAGUGAAAAUCCAUGGAUUUUAAGUCCUUGAGAAUCCAGAUCCUGAGUGGGUCAAUAGCCAGGCGCUUGCUGUUACGUGCAUUUAUGCUUGCCUCGGCUUUUUCUGUCAUUCCUUUCAUCCAAAUCCUUUCUGGGUCUGAUCCAGUAUUGCUCGAUUCUGUGAACUUCCACGAAUGUGAUUCGCUUUUUGCGGGCACGAAUUUGUUUCAGAAUCGGUUUUUGAAACCUAUUUGGAGCUCAUUUGAGUGCAAGGAAGAUGUUAAUUUGACCAUGGAUGUUGUUACAGCGCUAAUGGUUAAGCAACUGUUGGAUUACGGUUCAAAUGCUCUCUAUGUUGGUGAAGGAUCGGCCUCUGCCGUGUAUGCAUUGCGAGAGUUGGGAUUUUCCAAUGCUUGUGGGGUGCACCGACACCCCUUUUUCUCGAUUAAGCAUAGAAAGCUCGUUUAUGAGCUUCAAUUUGCAGACAAUUUCUUUGAUUUUGUGUUAUCUAGGGACUUAGAUGAAGUUUCGGUCCCUGCAGUUCUUGUGCUCGAGAUCGAGCGUGUUCUGAAGCCCGGUGGAAUUGGGGCUAUGCUGGUGGGUGUUGGUGGUUUGAACCCUAAUGGCUUGAUUAGGUCUGCUACACCCGUUUCGUCAUUAUUGAAAUCCUCCAAUGUGGUACAUGUUGGUUAUGUUCAUGAGUAUACAUUGGUGGUUUUCCAGAAAAGAUUUGAAAAAGUUGGCUUCUUUGAGCAAUUCCGUCUACCAGCUGAUUGCCAAUCUUUUUCGAAUAACAAACACUUUAUGGAACAUCUAGAGCCCCUUGUGGAGAACAAGGAAAUGGGAUUUGAGAAAAAGAUUGCAUUUUUGCCCAAUUUCAUUCAUGUGCUUUCAAGGAAGAAGUUGGUGUAUAUUGAAAUUGGGGCAGCAGAACGUCUGAACUCUAGUGUUGCUAAUUGGUUCAUUCCAUUUUAUCCUGUGGAUCACAAGGCUUUCGAUAUUUAUUUUGUUGAUCAUAACACUUCAGUUUUGCUUUCUUGUGUUAAAAAGCCUGGUGUUACCUUCAUUUACUAUCCUGGCCUUGCUGGAGACAAGAUUACCGCUUCGAUUUCUGAUGUUGAAGAUCUAGAUCCGUCUGUGGAAGAUGAGGGAUUUGAUUUCCUUUCUUGGUUUAGAGAGACAGUGGAGUAUGCAGAUUUUGUUGUUCUAAAGAUGAAAGCAGGGGAGGCAGAAUUGAAAUUCCUCACAGACUUGUAUGAAAGUGGAGCCAUUUGCUUUGUUGACGAGCUGUUCCUUAGCUGCGCAGAUCAUGUAGAUGACAAUGGUGUGAUGAGCAAGGACUGCAUGGAUCUCCUUAAAAGCCUUAGAAGCAGUGGCAUGUAUGUCCACCAAUGGUGGGGAGAGUAAUCCCCAAUUAAUUUAUGAGGAACUGUGUCUUGUUACUUUGAACUGUGUUUGUUGUUGCUUGUUGUUGUUGUUGUGUUCUAGUUCCUGUUUGCGUUGUUUUAGUUGAAGUUCCUCAAGUGGUCAUGCAGGAUGUAGUAAAGCAUCCAAUCCAAAGUUGCUUUGUGGUUGGGCACUUUAAGCAGUUAAUCUAAAUAAACAACCAUUUUAUGUUA